This is a messenger RNA of Vanrija pseudolonga, 2176 nucleotides long. It is a transcript of the gene HSE1, whose product is annotated as Class E vacuolar protein-sorting machinery protein HSE1. Gene Ontology annotation, biological process: protein transport to vacuole involved in ubiquitin-dependent protein catabolic process via the multivesicular body sorting pathway. Gene Ontology annotation, cellular component: ESCRT-0 complex. NCBI's taxonomy places the organism in Eukaryota, Fungi, Basidiomycota, Tremellomycetes, Trichosporonales, Trichosporonaceae. The transcript is spliced from 7 exons. Bases 192 to 2123 code for a protein of 643 amino acids. Gene Ontology annotation, molecular function: phosphatidylinositol binding; ubiquitin binding. The record is from RefSeq and is a predicted model, not a curated record.
UUGCCUGCCGUCACUGCCCCUCUCACAGACACUCACGUCGCCCUUCUGCACACUCGUCCAACUCAACCCACUUUGGCACACAUCUCGGCUCUGACGGCGACGAAAGCGAUAACGACACCCACAACCACCAAUAGACAGACCAGCGCAACAGCAAUCUAGACACCGUAACGCACCCGCUCCCGCUACCGCCGAUGACGACAAUGUUCUCUGCGGCAGCCAACCCGUACGAUGAGAUCGUCACCAAGGCCACGGACGAGAACCUCGCGUCCGAGGACUGGGACAUCAACCUCCAGGUCUGCGACAAGGUCACGGAGGAGGGCACGACUGGCGCCCGAAACGCGAUUGCUGCGCUUACGAAGCGACUCGCACACCGCAACCCCAAUGUCCAGAUCUAUGCUCUCGAGCUCACCAACACGCUCGCGCAGAACUGCGGCCAGCCGCUGCUCGAGGAGAUGAGCUCGCGUACCUGGACGGGCGCGCUCUCGAGGCUUGUCAACGACAGGGCUACCGUGCAGCCCGUGCAGCGCAAGGCGCUCAAGUACAUCAAGGAGUGGGCGAGGCAGUUUGAGGAGAAGGGUGACCCGAACCUCGGUCUCAUGGGCGAGCUGUACGACCAGCUGCGGGCGAAGAACUUUACCUUUGACGACAGCGAGCCAGUCCCCGAGAACCAGGACGAGGUCCGCCGCCGCCGCGAGGAGGAGGAGCUGGCGCGUGUGAUUGAGCUGUCCAAGCAGGACGUGCGGGGUGCCGCUGGCAGGCCGUACCAGCCCUCGCAGCCUGGUGUUGGCUCGUCGGCUGCCGCCGCCGCUGCGGCUCCUCCCGAGCCCGUCCCCCAGCCGCAGCAGCAUCAGCAGCACUGGGGUGCGCCGGCUCCCGCCGCGGCCCCGCACUCACCAUCACAGGCCCAGAGGGCCAACACGUACCCCCAGCAGCAGCAGCAGCCCGCCGCCCAGCCGUAUGCCGCCGCGGUCGCGCCCGCGCCGGAGCCCGAACCCGAAGGCCCCGUCGACAUCAACACGGCCACUCGCGUCCGUGCGCUGUACACGUUCACGUCUGAGGAGGUCGGCGAGCUCAACUUUGAGCGCGGCGACAUCAUCAAGGUGCUCGACAGAGGGUUCCAGGAGUGGUGGCGCGGUGCAUCCAACGGCAAGAUCGGCAUCUUUCCCGUCACCUACGUCGAGGCGCUGCCAGAACCAUCGUCUCGCGAGCUGCAGGAGGAGGCUCAACAGGAGGCCCGCGUGUUCGCGUCGCUCGGCCUGGUCGACCAGCUUCUCCAGACGCUCAAGGGCAUCGACACGACACGCGGCGACAGGCUCGAGGACCGCCCCGAAGUCGAGGAGAUGUACCAGGCCAGCGUCGACCUCCAGGGACAGAUCAACGCGCUCAUCAAAAAGUACUCUGACCAGAAGGCCGAGCUCGAGCACAUGAAUGCCAACUUUAUCCGCGCCAUGAGGCAGUACGAGGAGCUCAAGGGUGUCCCUGCGGUUCCUGCCCAGGCUCCGUACUACGCCCAGCAGGGGCCCCAUGCCGACCCAUAUGCUCAGCCGCAGCAGCAGCCUCCGCCCCAGCAUGACCCCUACGCCCAGCAGCAGCAGCAGCCUCCUACCGACCCAUACUAUGCCCAGCAGCAGCAGCAGGGCCAGUAUCCCCAGCAGCAGCCUUAUGCGCCUCAGGCCGGCCAGCCCCCAGCACAGUCACCCCCAGUUGAGACGCCUCAGCAGCACGCGCACUACUACCAGCAGCACCAGGGCAGCACGACUAGCCUGCAGCCCAACCCCACUGGUGCUCCGGGCUUCCCGACCGAGCCGCAGCGUCAGAACACCAACCCUGGUGCCGCCGGCAUUGGCGCUGGUUCGGACCCUGCUGCGGAUCACGCGGCGGCAUGGGAGGCCUACUACCGCCAGCAGGGCCAGCAGGCGCAGCAGCCGGGUCAGCAGCCGGCACCCCAGCAGCAGGCUCCCCAGCAGCAGCAGCCUGGGCAGGCGCCGCAACAAUACCCGUUCCCGCAGCAGGCAGCGGCUGCUGGCGCGCAAGCUUACAGCCAGCCUGGAUACCCCCAGCACGGAGGAGUGGAUGGUGUGGCGGCCGGUGUGGGCCGCCUGAGUGUUGGCGGACAGCAGUAAUGAUGGGGGAGGGGCCUACUUGCCAUGUAUAUGAGAUGAAUUUGACGUUUUAG